This is a messenger RNA of Anastrepha obliqua, 1182 nucleotides long. RefSeq lists its product as uncharacterized. Lineage: Eukaryota; Metazoa; Arthropoda; Insecta; Diptera; Tephritidae. The coding region runs from base 153 to 1124 and encodes 323 amino acids. The transcript has 3 exons. The record is from RefSeq and is a predicted model, not a curated record.
UUUGCAAAAUUUAAGAAAAAAAAAGACGUGUAAAGCUACAAAGAAGAUUACAUAUAGUAAAAUGUUCAUUAAAACGAAAAAUUCCCAAAAAUAAAUCUUUUUUUGAAACAAUAAAAUUGUUUCCCGAGGACGUAUUUUAUUCUCAUUUUCGAAUGAAUUGGUCCACUUUAGAGUGUUUGAAAGCCGAUUUAACCCCAUUUUGGUCAACCGCAAGGACUGGUCGUUGCGGAAAAUCUUUGGAUAAAUGUUUGUACGUAACAUUAUGGAAAUUAUGUAAUAGCAGGGUCACUUUCCGACAGCUUUCGGAUCGGUUUGGUAUUGCGAACGGAGCUGCACAUUACCUGUUCAAAAAAACAAUUAAAGUCCUCUGUGAAUUGAAGAGCGAAAUAAAAUGGCCAUCUGUUGAACAGCAGCAAACAAUCAUGACGAAAUUCGAAAACAGCAGAGAGAAUCCGUUUCCCUUCGUAAUUGGUUGUUUAGAUGGAACGCACUUCAAUAUACCCACGCCUAGUGAAGAUGCUAUUAGCUACUAUGACCGCAAAAGGAAACAUUCUGUCCAAAUGCAGGCCAUAUGUGAUAGUCAAUUUCGUUUUUUGGAUGUCUUUAUUGGUUAUCCAGGCAGCUGCCACGAUGCUAAUGUCUGGAGAAGUAGCCCAGUAUUUAAUGGCAUAACGUCCGGGCAGUUACAGCUAGCACCAGGUGCAAUAAUAUUGGGUGAUUCCGCGUAUCCUAUAUCGAAAUCCGUAAUGGCUCCUUACAGAGACAACGGACACCUCACCAGGGAAGAAAAAAAAUUCAACACACGUCUAAGUUCAACACGCGUUUUUAUUGAGCAAGCAUUUGGAAUAUUAAAGAAAAAAUUUAAGAUUUUAAAUCAUAUAGAUAUUUCAAGCCUUAAGGGCAUAUCUGAUGUGAUACUUGCUUGUGCCAUUUUGCAUAAUUUUAUUUUAAGGAAAGACAAUCCCUUAGAACAUAUUGAUGAAAUGGCACCACAGCAGCAUGGCAACAUAGAAACUGCAAGUGAGUUGGAGACACUUCAAGAUUCCCCUUUAUGGUCCGCUGAGACGGAUGAUGAAAAUGGAGUUGAUAGAAGAAAUUAUUCAAAAACUCUUUUCUCCUCAUAAGUAAUGAUUUAAAAUCAUGAACCUACUUUAAUUUAAUCGUAAAUAGAAUACUUUUUUA